GGGUGGCUUCUGCCCGGGCGGCUGUCGUAGACGCGGGCGGCUGUCGAGUGCGGCGGCUGUUGGUUCGCGGCGGCGGCGGCGGCGGCGGGAAGAGGGCGAGGCGACGGGGGAAGGAGGCGGCAGGCGCGGCGGUGACGGCGGGGUCCGGGGCCCGCGGCGGCGGCGGCGGCAGCGGCGAGGGGGGCGAAGAUGGCGGACGUGCUCAGCGUCCUGCGACAGUACAACAUCCAGAAGAAGGAGAUCGUGGUCAAGGGGGAUGAAGUGAUCUUCGGGGAGUUCUCCUGGCCCAAGAACGUGAAGACCAACUAUGUGGUCUGGGGGACUGGAAAGGAAGGCCAACCCAGAGAGUACUAUACAUUGGAUUCUAUCUUGUUUCUCCUUAACAAUGUGCAUCUUUCGCAUCCUGUUUAUGUCCGGCGUGCAGCUACUGAAAAUAUCCCUGUGGUUAGAAGACCUGACCGAAAAGACCUACUUGGAUACCUCAAUGGGGAAGCAUCAACAUCAGCAAGCAUAGACAGGAGUGCCCCCUUGGAAAUAGGUCUUCAGCGGUCUACUCAAGUCAAAAGAGCUGCAGAUGAAGUUUUAGCAGAAGCAAAGAAACCACGAAUUGAGGAUGAAGAGUGUGUGCGCCUUGAUAAAGAGAGAUUGGCAGCUCGUUUGGAAGGCCAUAAAGAAGGGAUCGUGCAGACUGAACAGAUUAGGUCUUUGUCUGAGGCCAUGUCAGUGGAAAAAAUUGCUGCAAUCAAAGCCAAAAUUAUGGCUAAGAAAAGAUCUACUAUCAAGACCGAUCUAGAUGAUGAUAUAACUGCCCUUAAGCAGAGGAGUUUUGUGGAUGCUGAGGUAGAUGUGACCAGAGAUAUUGUCAGCAGAGAGAGAGUGUGGAGGACAAGAACAACUAUUUUACAGAGCACAGGAAAGAAUUUUUCAAAGAAUAUUUUUGCAAUUCUUCAAUCUGUAAAAGCCAGAGAAGAAGGGCGUGCCCCUGAACAACGGCCUGCUCCAAAUGCAGCCCCUGUGGAUCCUACUUUGCGUACAAAACAGCCUAUUCCAGCUGCUUACAACAGAUAUGACCAAGAAAGAUUCAAAGGCAAAGAAGAAACGGAAGGCUUUAAGAUUGAUACUAUGGGCACCUAUCAUGGCAUGACACUGAAAUCUGUAACGGAAGGUGCAUCUGCUCGUAAGACUCAAACUCCUGCAGCCCAGCCUGUACCUAGACCAGUGUCUCAAGCCAGACCCCCCCCAAAUCAGAAGAAAGGGUCACGAACACCCAUUAUUAUUAUUCCUGCAGCUACUACUUCUUUAAUAACUAUGCUUAAUGCAAAAGACCUUCUACAGGAUCUGAAAUUUGUCCCAUCAGAUGAGAAGAAGAAACAGGGUUGUCAACGAGAAAAUGAAACACUAAUCCAGAGAAGAAAAGACCAGAUGCAACCAGGGGGCACAGCAAUUAGUGUCACAGUACCUUACAGAGUAGUAGACCAGCCCCUGAAACUUAUGCCUCAAGACUGGGAUCGAGUUGUGGCUGUUUUUGUACAAGGUCCUGCUUGGCAGUUCAAAGGUUGGCCAUGGCUUCUCCCUGAUGGAUCACCAGUUGACAUAUUUGCGAAAAUUAAAGCCUUCCAUCUCAAGUAUGAUGAAGUUCGUCUAGAUCCAAAUGUUCAAAAAUGGGAUGUAACAGUAUUAGAACUCAGCUAUCAUAAACGUCACUUGGACAGACCAGUUUUCUUACGUUUCUGGGAAACACUGGAUAGAUACAUGGUAAAGCAUAAAUCCCACUUGAGAUUCUGAAUCAUUUAAUUCCUCCUUUUCUGAAACCUUGGAUUAAGAAGCAUGGAUAUAGCUUGAUCUACAGACUGAAACCAAGCUUUAUGAAUUCAUCAAGAACUUAUAAAUGAAGAAGGGCACAGAGUGGUCUUUUGUAAGACCUUGUUUGAUGCUGUGUGCUUCAAAGGGGCAAUGCCUCCCAUCCAUACAAGCAAACUUUUUUGGCUUACAACUAUUUUUUUAAUAUUAGCCUUCUAGUCUGUAAUGGAAAUUGUAUAUUUUGAUAGAAGUUUUUUCUCUAUUGGUUAAAUUAGCAUUACUUAAAAUUUGUUUCUUUAGAAAUAAAUACAGGUUAUAAAUGUGUGUAUAUUUAGGAGUUAUUAGGCUCUUCAAGCCAUCUUGCUUCUGAUUUUUCAUUGCUCUGUGGUUCCUUUUACUGGAAAAUACUGUCAUGAUGGUAUUAAAUUUUAGACUAUUGAACUUCAAAACCCUAUCAAAGGGAAGAACUAUUAAAUCAGUUGAAAGUCAGCCUGUGUGUAUACUAUGUCUAUACUAACUCAUGUUUAAAAAGGAAUAAUGAAAAAUCAAGAACAAGUCUUCAGUUUCAGUUGAACUGUUCAGCCUCUUCAAGAUUUCUUUUGUAAAUGAAUACAUUUAAUGAAUGUACAUUCUCUUUGUUGACUUUGAUGAUUUUAAACUUAAAGUGAUAUAUUUCUAUCUGGAAUACAUUUCCACUUGAAAAGAAAUCUUAAAAAAAACAAAGAUUAAAGUGAAAUAGACUGUAGUGAUUUUUACUUGGGAAGCUAAAGUAUGAUUUGGGGGAAUGAGUAUGUGUCAACAUAGUUACAGUGUAACUUGAACCUCUUCUAAGUCUAUGAUUCUUAUUUUAUAUGCGAUAAGAUUUUGAGUCUUCUAUUUGUACACAUGUCAACUUGGGACUUCUUAUCUUACAUUAUCCCUAAAUAAUGAUAAAUUCCCAGGCACCAAAGAACACAUUUGCUUACGUGUCUGAAAAGAAACAAGAUAAAAAACACUGGUAUUUUUA
Molecule: messenger RNA, 2806 nt
Organism: Mus pahari (shrew mouse)
Lineage: Eukaryota; Metazoa; Chordata; Mammalia; Rodentia; Muridae
Gene: Cdc73
Product: cell division cycle 73
Exons: 17
Coding region: 190-1785 (531 amino acids)
Biological process (GO): positive regulation of transcription elongation by RNA polymerase II; transcription elongation by RNA polymerase II
Cellular component (GO): Cdc73/Paf1 complex
Molecular function (GO): RNA polymerase II complex binding
Source: RefSeq, a predicted model, not a curated record